Rhodofomes roseus is the source of this 1417-nucleotide messenger RNA. Its product is annotated as histidine phosphatase superfamily. Gene Ontology annotation, biological process: dephosphorylation. The transcript is spliced from 7 exons. Gene Ontology annotation, molecular function: phosphatase activity. The record is from RefSeq and is a predicted model, not a curated record. Lineage: Eukaryota; Fungi; Basidiomycota; Agaricomycetes; Polyporales; Fomitopsidaceae. Bases 63 to 1130 code for a protein of 355 amino acids.
GGAGAACCACGGAGUCAUGAGCGUACGUCCCCCCAAUCUUCCGCAUCUUCCUAUCGUCAACGAUGAAGUUGGUGCAGGCGCGCUGGCUAGGCUUCAUACUCCAAAUCCCCGCUCGGACGGUGUUAGCACUGUCGACGGAUCCGGAAAUUCCAGUCUAUAACGGCGUCUGCUCUACCACGGGGGUGUAUAAUACGUCCUUCACACCUGCGAAUCUCCCUUGGAACACCUACAACUAUUGCAACGCGCCCCAUAUCAACGCGGCUCAUUACGAAGCUCCAGACAACGCUCCAGACGCGACGCUCGUCUACCUGAAUGCGGUGAUUCGCCACCACAAGAGAACUCCGGACAACCUGUAUCCUGAAGAGGGCGAACUCAACCAGGAACCAUGGAACUGCUCUAAUUUCCUGCAGUUCAAUAACGGAGGCGGCACAACUCACAUCUUCCACGAGACGUACAGCCCGCCUUGGCACCCCUUUCUCGUUCAAAUCUGGAAUGGCACGUGUGACGAAGGCCAACUGACGUACGAAGGACUCCAAGAUGCCAUUAGCCACGGAAAAGACUUCUGGUCUGUAUACGCCCAAAAGCUGGGCUUCUUGGAAUCAGUCAAUGAACAGGAUAUCUUCGUUCGCACGUCCGUUGCAGAUCGGACUUACCAGGUAGCGGGAGGUCUUCUGACAGGGAUGGACCCCACAAUGGCGACCAAGACGUUCCCGGUCCUCACACAGCCAUCUGUGAUUGAUUCGAUCGUUCCAGACUAUUCGUGCCCAAACGCAGACAACAUCCGCUCUGCAUACCAGUCUGUGACCGCGUGGACCGGUCACCUCGAGGAGAACGCGGACUUGCAAGAACGCCUAACCACUAUGCUAGGCGUUAGUGGCAAUACAGCCUGGACCUCUUGGUACGACCACUUCUUCGACACAUUCAGUUCGCGGACGUGCCAUGGGCACCCUCUGCCAUGCAACGCUUCCGGUGCAUGCGUUACUGUGGAAGAUGCCGCUCGCGUGUUCGCCAUUGGAGACUGGGAGUACAACUACAUAUGGAAUACGGCGGAAAAUGCGACGACUUACUCACAGCUUACGUUCGGUGCGCUCCUCCCGCACGUCCGUCAUGAGGAUCUUGCUUCGCGCUGACUACAAGCGCACGGCGACUUCCGUAACAGGCGUGUUUUUCAUGGAACUCGCGCACAACUUCAGGAUGUUCCGUUCCGGCGGAGAAACGCACAGGCUUAGAUUCUACGUCGGACACGAUGGGUCGAUGAUUCGGCUCGCUUCUCUGCUAGGGAUAGGGAAGGUCGCCCCGCUGCGUUGGCCGGCUAUGGGAUCGGAAAUCGUUAUGGAGGUCUGGAAGACGACUGCGGGAGAACAGCAUGUGCGAGUUAUGCACGAAGGCACCAUCGUCCCGGGGCUGGGAUGGGUCG